Messenger RNA from Wyeomyia smithii (pitcher-plant mosquito), 234 nucleotides. RefSeq lists its product as uncharacterized. The record is from RefSeq and is a predicted model, not a curated record. Lineage: Eukaryota; Metazoa; Arthropoda; Insecta; Diptera; Culicidae. Bases 1 to 186 code for a protein of 61 amino acids. The transcript has a single exon.
AUGCCGGACAAAAAAAUGAAGGGUGGUCACAUGGCCAUUAUUGAGAACUGGUACCAUCAGAUUCCCGCCUUCACCGAUGUCUUCACAGAGGAGAGCUUCUACAUGUUUGUGGUUUGCUUCGUGCUGAGCACUAUCGCCGUUGUAUUUGUACUUUCACGGUUUAUCACACUGAAGCCGGUUGAUUGAAUAGUUUUACAUUUUGGGAAAGGUCAUAUAAUAAAGAAAGAAAUGUAA